AUGGCCGGAGACAUCAGGAAUGAGUUUGAAGUUCUUGAACUAAAGGGGACAAACACCAAGCAUCUCUUGUGGCAUAUCGGAGCGCAGGGCUGUCACGGUGGACUCAUUGGUUACCUCUGGAAAGUGGAUCGAGAUAUUUCGACACUUGGCAUUGUUUGCACCGUGCUCGAGUUCCCAAGCUGCCCAUACAGAACUCCCAUCUCUCAUCUCUUUUCGAACAUCGAAGGUGAACGCCGCCGUGUAUGGGACAGCCUGUCGUUGUAUCACAAGGAAGGAUACCAGGCAGAGCAAAAUGUGGAGUAUUGGCAAAUCGAGUUUCUCACACUGUUCAAGGAAAGGACAAGACGUCCAGCGAUGCGCGAAUGGGCCUUGAAGACCGGAGGCAUAAUUUGGAGCUUCAAACCACCACACUCCAAGACCACUCAAUCUUCACUCGUACCUAAUGUCGCGGUUACAAGUGCAUGA
Messenger RNA from Cantharellus anzutake, 465 nucleotides. RefSeq lists its product as uncharacterized. The transcript is spliced from 4 exons. The coding region runs from base 1 to 465 and encodes 154 amino acids. Lineage: Eukaryota; Fungi; Basidiomycota; Agaricomycetes; Cantharellales; Hydnaceae. The record is from RefSeq and is a predicted model, not a curated record.